This is a messenger RNA of Micromonas commoda, 2129 nucleotides long. RefSeq lists its product with no specific name. The transcript has a single exon. Bases 1 to 2070 code for a protein of 689 amino acids. Gene Ontology annotation, molecular function: protein binding. Lineage: Eukaryota; Viridiplantae; Chlorophyta; Mamiellophyceae; Mamiellales; Mamiellaceae. The record is from RefSeq and is a predicted model, not a curated record.
AUGCCCAUCGAGGUGCUUGCAUCGCCGAUGGGGCGAUCAUUGGCUCUUCCCGCGCGACUAGCGCAGUGGAAUCGCGGUGAAGGCACCGUCGGGCUGUCAUCCAACAAAGCCACAACUCGGCGCCAACAUCGGAACUUUCCUCCUGAGAAGGGUUGUAUCCGAGCGGCGCUCAAGCUGGUGCCGUGCGGGGACGGCACUAAGGAUCACCUCCCUAAGGGAACACGCGUGCCAGGAUCGUUAGCAAAGACCCAGAUUCGUCUGCCAUCGCGUGCGGGGAACAGCGUCGUCGUCGGUCGAGAGAAGCCCGCCGAUGUGUCUUUAGGCAUCGGCACGGUCUCUGCGCAGCACGCAAAGUUCGAAGCUGGAGAGGACGGCGAGGUUUACGUCACCGACAUGGGAUCGUCGAACGGGACGGAUGUUGACGGGCGACCGGUGCCGCGAGGACAGAUGUUCAAGCUGAGCGUCGGCGACAUCGUCACGCUCGGAGACCCGCACCUGGCGAGGUACGAGGUUGUCGAGGCUGGAGGUGAUUCACUCGCGGACAGGCUCGCGGGCAUACAGGAAACCGCCGCGGAGGCUGAGAAGAACGCGAGGGCGGUCGGCGAGGCUCUCAACAAGGGAGCAAACACGGUCAGAAAUGCACAGGCGGCCAUCGCGGGCGUCGGGGAUGUGUUCAGGGGAUUCGGGGGCAAGCGUGACGAGCAGGUUGCAGAGGAGGUGCUCGCGACCAUCGACGUGGAUGACGACGACGAAGAUGAAGACGCCGGGCAGGACGACCCCGUCGAGGUCAUUCAACCCACAUACCUUUCGGAUGACAAUGACGUGGUAGAUGAAACCGAGGCACCGGCGGCCGUCGCUCCUGUUAGGAAGAAGAAGUUUGCGUCUGAGGAGAGAGUCGUUUUUACGCCUGUGGGAUGGUCUGGGCCUGCGGUUGAGCUCGAACCUGGUGUCCCAAUCAAGCUUGGGACCGGUCGUAAAAAGGGCGAUGCGGAUGUGAUUCUUACCGGCGUCCAGGGUGUCGAUAGCUCUCAUGCGGUCCUGCUCAGGGUAGGAGGUGCCGUGUACAUCGAAGACUUGGGAUCAUCAAUGGGAACGUUUGUGGGAGGUCGACAGGUCCGCCCAGGUCUCCAGUACGAACUCACGCCAGGCGCCGACGUCCAGCUCGGUGACGGUGGGUGUGCGUUCACGGUGACAUGUCCGGACGAUGACGAAGGGGGCCUUGACUUAGUCCCGCCUGCGAUCAUGGGAGGUGCAGGCGCCGCUAUGGUCAAGCGCGCAGGAGCCGAGAGCGCCGCGGUGGUGAGAAACGCCGACUUGUCAUUGUCAAAGGUGGACGACGGCUCCGAUCCUGCGGCGUCUCCGUGGGGGCUGAUGGGAGGACUGAAAGGCAUGGGCGAAAACCUGGGUGCCGCGAUAUUCAACUCCAAGAUCCAGGUAAACUACCAGUACAAGCCCGAGAUCAAAGUUGGCGGCGCAGGUGGAGGAGCCGCCGGGCUCUCUGACCUCAAGGCGGCACUCCUUUUGGCGCUCGCAGACACCGAACGAGGCCUCCGUGCGGACAAAGAGCGAGUCAAGAAAAUCGAGCAACUCGCCAGGGCUUUGGAGGCUAAGAAUCCGACGCGCUCGCCGCUGAAGUCACCGCUCAUGAACGGUCGUUGGGCGUUGCAGUACACCACCGCGCUGAACGUGUUGGGGAAGGGAAAGCCGGGUUUUUUGCGACCCAAAGGGGCAAUUUUCCAAACGGUGGACAUCUUCACGCUCCAGGUGAAGAACGAGGAGAGCUUCGAGCCCCUGCCGUUCAUCAAGUUCACGAACGCGAGCACGUCGGAUCUGAACGCUCAGACGGACUCGAGGGCGAGUGUCCGUCCCAAGGACUACCGCGUCGCCGGUUUCAAGGUUGACGCGCCGCCGUCGUCGCCCGGACGGGUGGCGCGAGACCUGGAGAUGGAGGCGACCGGCGCGGGGUCCCUGGCCUGGAUGGACACCACGUUCGUGGACGGGGAGGUGCGAAUCUCGAGAUCGCAGUCGGGAGAUCUUUUCAUCCUCGUCAGGGAUGAUCCAAAUGAUUGAUGAGACUUUGCGCCUUUCGCGUGAACCUGGCUACUGUUGUUACACGUUCGUCUAUGUCU